AUGCGAUCGGAUUGGAGGGCUCACCAGUCAGAUCCUCAAGCAGGACUUCAAUCAUGUACCGGCGCGCUAUUCCUUAUGGGAGGCAUCUAUCCCCGCACCAAUGCGAUCCUGAAAGAGCUUGGCCACUACAACGACUUGGUACCUUGGAAGGCCAUCACGCAUGUCAUGGAUUGCGACCGCCAGCGACACAUCGCGCGUUUCGACAAAGCCACCAGCUUCAUCAUGAUGCCUGUAAUCAGUCUACUUGAUCGACUUGAGUUAGCAAUUGGCGUCAUGAGGCAGCUGCUCUUACCAGGCCCCAAGUUACUCUUUGACGGUGCUGAGCUUGCCUUAUACGAAGACCGUGAGAUCAGGAAGAAAGUUACCAAUUAA
This is a messenger RNA of Clonostachys rhizophaga, 372 nucleotides long. Lineage: Eukaryota; Fungi; Ascomycota; Sordariomycetes; Hypocreales; Bionectriaceae. The record is from the annotation of a GenBank genome assembly.